Molecule: messenger RNA, 4089 nt
Organism: Gadus morhua (Atlantic cod)
Lineage: Eukaryota; Metazoa; Chordata; Actinopteri; Gadiformes; Gadidae
Gene: rce1a
Product: Ras converting CAAX endopeptidase 1a
Exons: 8
Coding region: 208-1176 (322 amino acids)
Biological process (GO): CAAX-box protein processing
Cellular component (GO): endoplasmic reticulum membrane
Molecular function (GO): metalloendopeptidase activity
Source: RefSeq, a predicted model, not a curated record
CGUGAUGACGUAGAAAUGCAGCGCCGCCCGGAGACCAAAAAAAGAACUCACUAGCACGCCAGGCUUAUCUUGUUUUGAAAAGGCUUAAACAGGCAAUUACGGAGCUAUAUCGUGUCCAAUGCUUUCCGCGUUGGAUGGUGAAGAAACAAACUUAUUGCCAAAUCAUCACUCCUUUUUUACACGAGCCACGGAUCCGUUUCCCUCGCCAUGGUAGAUGAUGACGAGUUAUUCUCCUCACAUCGGACCAAAGAGGACAUGGAUAUCAAUGGCGAGCUCUUACCCCCUGACGGGCUGUGCUGGAUAUCAGUGUUUUCUUGCUUACUACUCGCAUGUUCCUACGUUGGGAGUUUAUAUGUAUGGAGAAGUGACCUACCAAGGGAUCACCCAACGGUGAUCAAGAGGCGCUUCACAAGUGUGCUGAUAGUGUCUGCGCUGUCACCUGCUUUUGUGUGGACAUGGAAGGAAUUCACAGGUGUAAGGCCAACUCCCUCCUUGCUGGCUCUGAUGGGGAUCCGCUUUGAGGGGCUCAUUCCGGCCGUCAUACUUCCCCUGCUGCUCACCAUGGUACUCUUCCUAGGCCCUCUCACCCAGCUGGCCAUGGACUGUCCCUGGGGCUUCUUGGAUGGUUUACGGGUAGCCCUUGACCCGUGGUUCUGGAGCCUGUGUGCCAGCGACAUGCGCUGGCUGAGGAACCAGGUGGUGGCCCCCCUCACGGAGGAGCUGGUGUUCAGGGCCUGCAUGCUGCCCAUGCUGGUGCCGUGCGCCGGCCCCUCCCUCGCCGUCAUCACCUGCCCCCUCUUCUUUGGCGUGGCCCACUUUCACCACGUCAUCGAGCUGCUGCGCUUCAGACAAGGGACUAUCUCUGGGAUCUUCCUCUCUGCAGUGUUCCAGUUUUCCUACACAGCGGUGUUUGGGGCCUACACUGCCUUCAUCUUCAUCCGAACUGGGCACCUGAUCGGGCCCGUGAUGUGCCACUCCUUCUGCAACUACAUGGGCUUCCCGGCCGUCAGCGCGGCCCUGGACCACCCCCACCGCACCACCGUGCUGGCCUGUUACCUGCUGGGCGUGGGCCUGUUCUUCCUCCUCCUCUUCCCCAUGACGGAGCCCGCCUACUACAGCCCGCCCACCCCCGUCUGCACCCUGGCCCCCCGCCUCACCUCGCUGUGUUCGUCUUGAGCCCCGCCUCCCGGCCCUGCCCCCUCCCCCGGCGGUCUAGGCUGGGUCUUGGGUCUUGGAUCCGGCCCGGUGGGGACGGCUUAGCCCUGGAGCCCUCCUCCGGUGCCGGCCUAUCCACCAAGGGGGGCAGGGGUGUGAGACGGACAUGCUACGUGCUACGGGCUACCGACCAGGGAAGCCUAGCAAAGCGGUGGUGGUAGCGUCCCCGUCGUGGGGGCGGGGUGGAUCACUCUGGUGUGGAAGCCCAGGCCCGUCGGUUGGUAACAUUGACCGGUGCUACUGACGAGCUGCAGCCUUCUGGACACAUGACGGUUGGCUAGGGGGACAUGGUGGGUUGGGAGUGUUACCGUGCAAAUACUGCAACUGUUAUUGCGGUUGGUAUUUCCGUUGGUAUUGGCUAAAAGAGUGCAGGGUUCGUGUGGCCGGUCGCAUCACUAGGCAUUCGUUUUGUGAUGGAAUGGAAGUGUUUGUUGUCUAGAGUAACCCCCCCACUAUUUGUUUGAGUUGAACCACACCUAUGUUUGCUGCUCUCUAAUGGGGACCAAUUUUAAAGCUACAUUAUACAUCCAUUUGAUUCCAAUAAAUAAACAGUCAUCCAAAGGAUUAAGUUCGAAAUUUAAGAAGCAGGCCAUUGUAUUUUUUACACUUUUUUUUUUCUGUGAGUUCAGAACACAGGUGAUGGAUUCUGGCCCCAGAUGGCAGCAAACUCACAGGCAAAGUAACCACCACGACUAGUUGCAGCUGAAGUCCCGUUUGCCAAUUUAUUCACCCCUUGCUGUUCUCCACAUUUCUUUUCGAGGUACUUCUGUAGUCGGCCAACAACACAACAACAAUACACCCAGCCCCCCCAAAGCUUUCGAUUUGCCAAAUUGGCAUUGUGUGUGUGCGUGUGUGUGCACGCACGUGUGUGUGCGGGCCUGGGGGUCUGAGGGUCUUUUAGUUCAUUUGUUUUACGGUGGUUUCAUAAAAUAACUAGUUGUGUGGGUGGAAUUGUUCCUUCAAAAAAAUAAAGUGUUCAAAUGUGUACUAGAAUGGGGAAGCUCAGAUGUAGGUCACUGGCGACAUGGACUCUCUAAACCACUUCGUUCGCAUGCUGCUACAGACCAUAAUUGCAAUACAGAUUAGGGGGAAAUCCCCAAGUGCUUGUGCUGAUGACAUUAACAUUUUUAAAGAACGAAGUUUGAAUUGCCAACAUUUCCUUGUGUAGAAUUGAAAUAUGUCUGAUCGGGUAUUUCCACAAUGUCCCCCGUUACAUUCGGUUUCUUAAAAGUAAAUGUUGGGAUUGUUGAAUUCCUCCAUCUUUUUGCUUUUGGUUGUGGAUGCUCUCAACUAGAACGCAUAACACGAUCAUAUUAUUUACCCAUGGUGUACAAGUCUCGACGAUAUGUAAAUGUAGGCUUCUCUGAGCGGGUGUUUCGCUGACCACUGUGCAAUGUAAACGCUCUGAGCUUGAAAUCUGAGUAUUUUUUUAUUGUUAUUUUGUUUAUAGCAAUAAAUGAUAGCGUGUUCUAGGCUAGUGGGAUAGAACUACAAGUGAGAAGUAGAAAUGGUAGCAACAAUGCUGUGUAUGGUGCUUUUGGUGUUGGGCUGCACUUGCUUUGUCUCUCCACCAGAGGGCAACAUAGUUACGUGUCUUUGGUAGAGGCCCUCUUGUGUGAAGGGCCCCUGCAAUUUGACUUUGGCUCAGUCAACCAUCGCUGCAACAAAAUACACUUGACUCCCCAUGUGCUUUUAUAUUUGUAGAUAAUUGUUUCUGGAUUUCCUCUGGCUAGAUCCCAAUAGAGUAGAUUGACGCAUAGAUGAGUGAAUGCAUCAAUCUACGAGCUCGCCUCGAUCUCUGACAUCACUCUUCUCGCUGCUCUCCGUGAUCACAUGAUCAGGGUGCUACAGUAGGACACCAAAUGGACUCGGUCUCCCUUUCUACAUUUCUCUUCCCCAACAUUCACAGAUCCCAAAUUUGGUGGUUGACGUAUGAAUUCACGUAGUGACAAAGUAGGCAAUGCUUGCAUCCGACUGUAUUUUUAUCAUCCUCGGUCCCCACCUCGUUUCAGGGAGAGCGGAUGCUUUCUGGGCAGCUACUUGAUGAAUUGCAUAUUACAGAAUCCUGUUCUGUGCCUGCGACAAAGUAUGAAUCUUAACGUGGACUAGAUUAACAUUACAAUGCAGGCGAGGUCGUCAGAACUCUCCACUGGUCUGUGACUGUGCUCAACAGCUGUUGGACGUCACAUUUAUCACCCGUCAAAAUGUGCUUUUAAUUCUGUGAUAUUUAGCUGCUUUUGAAUUGAAUUUUAUAUUUAAAAAAAAAAAAAAAAAGCUUCUGUUCCUAACUUGAGUUUGACGUGAAAUGUAUGACACUGGGUGUGUGGCGUCAUCACUCCCCCUUGUGCUGAACAAAGACACCGGCAUAUUUAUCUUCUGCAGAACAGUCUUCAUUUUAAUAACCAUGCAUCAUCUGCAUAUACGCUGAACGGACACAAGAAUCUAUUUUUGCUAAGUUAUAUUCAGCGCUGCAGUUUUAGUUUCCAACUACCAGAAUACGAAUGGCUAAACAUGCAUUUUGACCACGACAGAGAUUUAUAAUUGGCCAUAAUUAUAAAUAGCGAACCUCACAGAUAUUUGUACGAACGCUAUAUUUUGUAGUCAAAUCUAUUUUGGAGAAUGUGAACAGAUUGUACAGACAUCUCUGCGUGUGUUUUACGUUCACGUGCCACAGUUGCACAAUGCAAUCAUCCCGUUGGUCAGAAAGCCUGUUUUAAUAUGCCACUCUUUUACAGUCUUGGACAUCUCAUACUGUAACAAGGUGAAACAUUUGUAAAUAAAAACAAAACGUUUCAGAGAAAUUUGCUUUCUGUUACUUUCACCGCAGAGACUACACUAAUAAGUCUGACAUUAAUAAACGAUGUUUUCACAUGG